Molecule: messenger RNA, 1137 nt
Organism: Naegleria fowleri
Lineage: Eukaryota; Heterolobosea; Eutetramitea; Acrasida; Naegleriidae
Exons: 3
Coding region: 1-1137 (378 amino acids)
Molecular function (GO): protein binding
Source: RefSeq, a predicted model, not a curated record
AUGUCGUUCAAUACCCUGCGAUGGGAAUCCAUCUCGUGUGACCCAAGAGAUACUGUGUUUAAUGAACAUCUCCCUCAAGGUGGUGGCGUGAGUCAUACCAUCAUGGAUGAACAUCGAUUUGCAGUGUUUGGAGGUCUCGGAUCAAGACGAUACAAUGAAUUAUUUAUUUUCAAUACUCGUGAGAAUGAAUGGUUUAAGGCGAGUAUGGAAAAUGCUCCUUCUCGGAGAUGUAAGGCUUCCUUGUGUUGUCGGAAAAUUGAAACAACAACAACAACUACCACAGAGUGUUCCUCCUCCUCCUCCUCCUCCUCAUCCACAGCCUCUUCAUCCCAUUCUCAUUCGCCCUCAUCCACAGCAUCAUCACGAAACACUUCCGCGACUUGUAGUGAAGAGAAUCAUGGCCAUGUUGUUGGAAAGGCAUGGAAUUAUAAAUUAUAUGUCUUUGGAGGUUGGACCAGUGAGGGUAAAACCAAUGAUCUCUAUGAAUAUGAUGUCGCGAAGGAUGAAUGGAAGCAACUCAAGCCCAACAAUUCAUUUUCACCUCCAGCACGAAGUGCACACUAUUGUUGUUGUGUUGGAAAAUACAUGUAUCUCUAUGGAGGCAUUGGAAACAAGAAAUAUGGUGACAUGUAUCGAUAUCAUUUCGACAAGAAUGAAUGGGAAUGUGUCAAUGCCAUGCAAGGAGAUGUUCCACUACCGAGAUCUUCGUACGGUGGAUUGUUGGUAUUGGAAGGAGGAGGAGGAGGAACAAAAUCGAACACUCAAUUUUUUGUGACUUGCGGAUUGGGCUGUGGUCGUUACAAUGAUACCUAUUUGUACGAAGUGCAAAGCAAAAGGUGGACAUGUGUAAAGUGUAGUGGUGACAUUCCAUCAAAGAGAGGUCGUCAUUCAUGUGUUUUGCAUGAGGAAACAGGGAAUGUUAUUUUGUAUGGUGGAUUCACUGGUACUGAAUGUUCUGGAGAAUGUUUUUCAUUCAAUCUGGUCACGAAAGAAUGGAAAAUGCUACAGCAGAUAAAUCCUCCUCCAAAGAGAGAAAGUGCAUGUUGUGUGAUUUUAAAUAACAAACUCUACAUGUUUGGUGGGUGGGGAGGUGACGCAAAAUUUUUCAAUGACAUGUAUGUCGCUUCGUUUGAAUGA